Molecule: messenger RNA, 7413 nt
Organism: Paramisgurnus dabryanus
Lineage: Eukaryota; Metazoa; Chordata; Actinopteri; Cypriniformes; Cobitidae
Gene: hivep3b
Product: HIVEP zinc finger 3b
Biological process (GO): regulation of transcription by RNA polymerase II
Cellular component (GO): nucleus
Molecular function (GO): DNA-binding transcription factor activity, RNA polymerase II-specific; RNA polymerase II cis-regulatory region sequence-specific DNA binding
Source: RefSeq, a predicted model, not a curated record
GCGUCGCGUGCUGGGCGGUGCGGUGUGAAAUGUUUGCGUUGUGCGACGCCGCUUCUGUUGUUGUCGCGACGAUCAGCUGAACGCAUGAUUGCGCGUCCAGUUUGACAAGCAGGAGGGGAAGCCCUUUUGCCUCACAAACCUCCAAAUAACGCAGAGAGAGAGAGAGAGAGAGAGAGGCGUAGGCAGCCGUACCGUUUGACACGAGAUGGGAUGCGGAGCUCGCGCCACGCUGCUGUAAAGAGUCAAUGGUUUCGGCGUCACAGCUGUGUCAGGACCAGUGAAGUUCUAAAAUGUGACAAACUGAAGACGGGAGACAAAUGGGACUGUUCACAGACAUGGAAAGUUCAUCAGAAGCAUCUUAAGACAUUUUGCCUUCAACCAAAAGAAGAGACAAUGAUGAUUUUCACCAAGGCUGAUUGUAAAAUGGAGAGGAGACAUUCUACACACAACUCCAGCUCACAUAUAUGGCGGAAACACACUGACACUGUUUAAUUAUGUCUUUCUUUCGGUUAAGACAUCUGGUGUCUGUAAUUAUGGCGUAAUACAAUUAGCCUCACCAAAAGUGACAAUAAAGCAUUUUUCCUAUCAAAGGAAUGUUGAUGCAAUGAUGUUAAUCCAAUUGGUGCUCACAGAAGUAUUCCCACUGCAUCCGUGAAGCCUCCUCCUUACAUUCUAUGGAGGCGGAGGAAAGCCGGUCAGCUGAUGAGGAGCGGUCCAGUGGUCAGCAGCAGUCUGUGGUAGGAGCGCAGCUACCUUCAUUUCAGCAACAAGCUACCUCGCAAACUGUCCAUGGAUCACAUGGCCGCCAUCAACAUAGGCAGCCAAAACGCUUUGAAAUGCUCCAAAGGCAGAAGAAGCAGCAACAGUCACAGGCGAGUGGGUCAUCGUGGCAGCUUUCAGAUGUACCUGGUCCUUCAAAAGGCAGCUGUUCUGUCCCAGGAGAUCCAUCUCCUCAAAUUCUUAAUGUUCCACAAACUCAAUCUCUGCCCAGUCUGGAAGUACAGGAAGGUACCCCAUGUAGGCGAGAACGCAAACCCCAAAAGCCAGGAAAAUAUGUGUGCACGUACUGCGGCCGCCCUUGUGCAAAACCCAGUGUCCUCCAAAAACACAUCCGAUCACACACAGGAGAGAGACCUUAUCCCUGUGUCCCAUGCGGCUUCUCCUUCAAGACCAAAAGUAACCUGUAUAAACAUCGCAAAUCCCAUGCACAUCGAAUUAAAGCAGGCAUGGCCUCAAGUCGUGAGGAGCCCAGUUUUAGCGGGCCUGAGGGAGGGACCUUGGGAGAUGAGCAAGAAGGCACAGAAGGAGACAGUACAGGUUCAGAAGAUGAGAGCGGUCAACACCAACCAUCUACCUCACAGGGAAGGCCAACUCUGAAAAAAGGUUGCAAGGUAGAAUUGUCAUUCAUAGAGGAAGGUCCCCCUACUGAGGAUUCCCAGGCAGUCAAGCAAAGGCUUGCAAUGAGGCUAAGUGAGAGAAAGCGAUCUCCCAGGACAUCUUCAGAUGAAACUCGAUCCUCAUUGGGUCCUGGCAGUAAGGGCAGCACAGAAUCUGGCUAUUUUUCUCGGUCUGGAAGUGCAGAGCUGUCACAAGUUAGCCCACCAAAUGCUAGUGCUAAAACCUAUGCUGAGAUAAUUUUAGGAAAGUAUGGAAGACUAGGACAACAGCAGAGAAUUUCUCAGCAGCAACUGCAAUUAUCGUCAGGUCAACAUGAAAAAUCAAUCCCUUUCACUGUUCCCAAGACACAAGUCAUUGAGCAUAUAACAAAGUUAAUUACUAUAAAUGAAGCUGUAGUAGAUACAAGUGAAAUUGAUAGUGUCAAACCAAGACGUUCCUCACUUUCUAGAAGAAGUAGCAUUGAGUCUGUUAAAAUAUCUUCACCAAAAGAACAUUUUGUUUUUGAAUCAAAAGGGGACAUCCCAAGCUCUUGUGGUUCUGGUGCUCAACGUAUUUCUGGUAGCUUGGCAAGUAAAUUGUCAGGUUCAUAUUUGGUUGAAACAGAGACUAGUCAAAGUUCCAGUGCUGCUCUUUAUAGAAGUCAGUCAAUGCCAUCCUCUGGUGACACUUCAAAUAUUGCUUCACACAGCUUUCGUCUCAGUCAUUCUUUUGAUGAGCAGCAGGCAGUAGCAGCUGAAAUGAGGAUUGGGUCACACCAACGAAUGUUACGCCGACAACCUGCUAUUGAGGUGCCAGUUGGAACAGAACUUAAUUUAGAGGAUACAGGCUCUUCUUCCAGAUUGAAGGAAUCAGAUUUUGGAAAGAAGCAGGAAAAAGAACUACACCUAUAUGAGUGUGAAAUGUGUGGGACUCAUUUACAAAAGCAGGAAGCUUAUGCAGCACAUAGACUUGUAUGUAUGAGUAAGCAUCCACUGGGUCCUCAGAGUGAUGAAGGCAGUUCCUUUGAGAAUCAGCCACAAAUUAUGAGCUACAAAUUCAAAGCCAUGGCCAUGGCUGUGCGCAAGAGGAAAAAAAAGGAGGAGAGCCUUGAGGAAGAUCCUCCCAGUCCAGGUCCGACAGCUGUGUCUUUCAGCAGCCAGCCUUCAUCAAUGAUGUGCAGUAUUGAAAACCAGGGCACAUCUUGUGCCUUUUCACAAGGUGAGCUAGAACGGAGGAGUUCUUGGAAGGAGAUUUCUGUUAUCCAACAUACUAGAUCUUUUGAAAAACAGGAAAGCAUCUCUAUGGCAUAUCAGGAUGCAGAACUGGAACACAAGCAAUCACAUGAGCCAAAACCAGCCACUGCAUCCAGGUUAAUACGUCAGCCCAAUAUUCAAGUGCCAGAAAUCCUGGUUACAGAGGAGCCAGAUACUGAAAUGAUCUCGCAUACAGCGAGCACACACACCUCCAAAGAGCCAGAGAGAGUGGAAGAAUUCCAAUGGCCUCAGCGCAGCCAAAGUCUGGCUCAGCUUCCUGCAGAGAAACUACCACCAAAGAAAAAGCGUCUCCGUUUGGCUGAGGCAACUCAGUCAUCAGGUGAAUCUAGCUUUGAGUCGGUUUCUCUGCCACACAGCCCAAGCCAAGAGAGUAGCAUUUCCCAUGCAUCUAGUCGUUCUGCAUCCUUUGAGGAAACAGCAAGACCUGACUCUGAGAUGCACACUGGUACCUGGAGCUCACAAGGGUCUCACAUGCUUACUGUUCCACAAAGUCAUCACCAACAACAUCAUUCUCAUAAGGAAAUGCGUCGCUCAGCCUCUGAACAGGCAUCUACAAGUCCUACACAUCCUGCUCAUGCAGAAGAAACAAGAAGUAAAUCUUUUGACUAUGGAUUUCUCUCUGGAGAACGUUCUUCUUCUACUUGGAAGGAAAGAAGGAAAUGCCUCUUGGUGAAGCAUGCAACCCUUGGUGAACCUGAUCAGGAGGAGCCAUCUGCUAAUUUUAAACCUGGUGUUUCAGCUGUGUGUCAGUCCUAUCUUGUUCAUCCUCCCGUCACAGAGUAUAGAAUCAGAGACAGGACCUUUAGGCUUAGCUCAGAGCAUAUAGGGAAAACAAUGCCGUUAAUCCAGUCCCCUCCUUCCCUCCCAUCAACAGCUUUUCCCCUGCCACAAGCAAGCCCAAAUAUUUGUUCCCCAAGUCACUACCCCAAAUUUCUCCCGGUCACUACAGCCAUAUCAGGGGUACUUUCCAAUCAGAUGUUUCAACAAGACUUCAUUCACAGUGAACCACCUCAGCUGCAUCGAAGACCCCCUGAGUAUGUAGAACGUCUGGGCCUUUCCCUUCAACCACUCCCCACUUCAUUUCCCAUACAAUCAAGUGAUGUCCCUCAGGCUGUUUGCUUUUCCAUGCCAGGUGGUUUAGCCAUUCAGGUCCCAUCAGGGCCUCUUUUCAAGGAGUCUAGAGUCUCAUCACCUUCAUCCUUGCAAAGUCCUAGUCAUUCUCAACAACAGAUACUCAUUCCCCACACUCCACGUCCCAUUAUUGCUCCAUGUUUUGAACAGCUUGCCCCAGUGGUGUCUCUGGUAGUCCCUGUGCGUUUACAGACUCACAUUCCUACCUAUGCUAGUGCCAUGUAUACAACCAUCUCACAAAUUUUAGCCACAACACAAGAUCCAGUCUGCUGCACAGCCAUGGUCAUUAUGGGUAAGCUGGAAGAAGACAAGCUUCAAAGAUCUUACCUUAGGCUGCCCUCCCCAAACCCCAAGAGCUAUAUUCCCUUACCACUGCCUCUUGAGUAUGGAGCAGGAACUUCAUCUGAUGACAGCUGUGGGCAGCUUGGUGCUGGAGGAAGCAAGCGAAUGCUGUCACCUGCAGGCAGUCUAGAACUAAGUCUAGAGGCACAGCGACAUCAAAAACGGGUGAAAGAGGAAGAGGAAAAAGAAGAGGAUGACAAGGAAGAUGAAGAUAACGAUAACAAAUGUGAUGAGAAAUCUCAGGAGAGGAAUCAGGGAAAAAAUAAGCAGAGGCUGACAGUGGAGACUUUGGGGAGAGAAAAGGAUGCGAGAGAAGUAACAGAAACAAUAAGCAAACCGGACAUAACAGAGCACAAAACUGAACGCUUGGAGGAGGAAAGGAAAGGAAUAGGACACAAGUGUGUUUCAAGAGUAACAAGUCCAAAGGGAGCCAUGGACCCUUCAUAUCCCACUCUGCAUACUAGUACAUCCGUCAGCUGGUGCUACCUAAACUAUACCAAGCCCAACCCAUCAACACACAGGGAUUCAGCUUCUGUUUAUUCCUCAUGGAGCAUCAGCAUGCAUAACCCCAAUCUACCUGGCUUAUCCACCAAAACCUUACUGUCACUGCUGCACUCCAAGCAAAAACAUAGUGCUGAGACAUACACCAUGGCAACAGCUCCAACACCAAACACUGACAAACUGGAACCUUCUGGCAUCAAGAAGAACAGUGAGUCAGAGGUACAUGCCUCCCCACCCCGAACACCCGUCAAAGUAAAAGAGGAACCACCAGAUGAACAAAGAGAAAAAGACAAAAAGACGGCUGAUGACGUGCCCACAACAUCGACACAGAGUAAAGCAGCACGUAUUUGCAUUUUUGAAGGCGGUUAUAAAUCAAAUGAGGACUAUGUGUAUGUUCGGGGUAGAGGAAGAGGGAAAUAUGUUUGUGGGGAGUGUGGAAUUCGAUGCAAGAAGCCCAGCAUGCUUAAAAAGCACAUUCGUACUCAUACAGACGUCCGUCCCUAUGUAUGUAAGCACUGCAACUUUGCCUUCAAAACCAAAGGGAACCUUACCAAACACAUGAAGUCCAAGGCUCAUGGUAAGAAAUGUCUGGAGAUGGGCGUGUCCGAGUCAUCUGUGGAUGAGUUGGAGACUGACGAAGCAGGGGGCAGCGAGGACCACGUGUGCGAGUCAGAAGAUCCAGACGAUCACCAGUUCUCUGAUAUUGACGAUUCUGAAGCAGAUGAUGACGAUGAAGAUGAAGACGAUGACCCAUCCUCGGCCUGUUCCACUGACACGCGACAAUCCACGGGAGACUUAUCCGAAAGUGGCCAAGGGUCAGAACCCUCUGACCCCAAAGCAAAAGAGGAAUACUCUUCACCCCACAGACCAUGGCCUGGCAUUCGAGCUGCGUCUCCAGGAAGGAAGAAAGCAUCGUUCUCCCGCAAAGGAUGGGAGGUGUCUCCCAGGACCUUUUCUCCUAGCAGUGAGGGCUCACCUCUCAGAAGUUUAUCUCCGAGGCUUGAUUUGUCCUCUCCUAGUCGUCAUCUCUCUCCCUCUCCAGAAAGGGGACCAUCACCCAUCAGGCACCUGUCUCCACUUAGGCCUCUCUCUCCUCUAAGGCCUGUUUCUCCUGCUCGGUUUAGGAGCGCCAGAGCUCUGUCCUCUCCUUCGCCCCUUAAGCCCCAGCAUCGACCACACAGCUCACCCGCAGGACUCCACUGGGAGCCGACCGCACCAUCUAUUGAGAGUCAACGGGGUAAACCAGUUCUUCAUGAGCGUAUGCCCCUAGAUCCUCUCCUGCUUUCCCCAAUCCUACGCUUCCCUCCAAGCGAGAAUCCUGUAACACCUCGGACAGUGGACCGCAUGUUUAGCCACCUUCCCUUACACUCCCAAGAUCAAGCCCGCAUGCCCUAUUACAUGAUUCCGAUAGGGGGCAUACAAAUGGUGCAGCUCAGACCCAGAUCUCGCCCUAAACUGGAACGACAGUCAUCUUCCACCCCAUCACCCACCUCUCCCAAAGAAGACUCCCCGUUUUCGCCGGUGAGGAGAGAUUUCCCAUGGAUCUCGAUUCCAGAUAUAACUCCGCAAAGAACUCUGGACAGCAGGGCGCAAAGCCGAGAUGACGGAGAUAGCCGGUCUGACCUGUCUUGUCCUAGCACAAGCUCAACAGUACCCAAACCUUCCCCUCUACAGGAGGCUGCAGAGGAGCAACAAACUGCAAAGGUCAGAAAGCAAUACGCUACUAAGACUCCAGAAAAAUCCAGAAGUGCUGCUUCGGACGGCGAUAAAAAGAUCUCGCAGAGCGAAGGAGCGAGUUCGUCGCAAGAAACUAGAUGGCUGCAUGAGAUGGAAAAGCCUCUCAGGGGACGUGACUCUACUUCAGACGGAUGUUUAGGACAGCAAUCCGGCACGGCUACUCCGAGCCAGGAAGGGGAUCCAGACAGCACUUAAAAUCCUCUGUGCACAAUGACGAAUUGCUUUUUACUGCUAAUACUACUAUUGUUUUUCGUUUUGUAAUGCGCUUAUUUUUUAUAUACAAAUUUUCAAUACUAUUGGUAACUUGGUAAAUGUUUGUUCUGCAAUAUACAAGAUUGUAAUAUGAUGCACUUUUCUUGGUAAACAAAAAAUAUUUCUGUAAAUCAAUUAUAUCUGUCCCUCCUGUAUCUUAAUAUAUCUGUUUGAAUAUAUGUAUAUGUACAAAAAACACUUAAGUAUGGCUAUGAAUACGUUUCUAAAUGACCAAGAUUUACAAGUAAUUCCCAAAUUUUGUCUCUUGUCCAGUAUUGCGCAAGUUAUAGUGCUGUGUGCCUUUUUCAGUCCAGAUUUACUGCUUGAAGUGUCAACUAAGAUAAAAGGCUGUGAAUUUGUUUUUUAUUAAUGCGUUUUUUGUGUUUCAAUUGAACCAGGAGGUGUUUUUACUUUACUUUUCUUUGAACAGCAGGGUAAACGAGACGAGAAGACAAAGAGAUGAAGGCUUUACGAAAAGCCUCGCAGGAGAGUUGCACUGAAGUCAUAUUUUUUUAUAAUACAAGUAGAUAAAUUGUCUCUGUACAGAUAGAAAGUCUAUGGUCCAUAUUUAUUGUUAUGUGAAAAUAUGAAAAUUUAUUUACUUUGGUUCUCAAAGGGAUUUCUAUAUUGUUCGUUUUUAUUCUUUACAAUUUAUGUUAAGUUGCUUUAUUUGUUAAGACUUGAAAUGAAAAAAACUGGACAGGUUUUCAGUGAAGUCAAUAGCCAAGUUCUGGACGGAUCAAAUGCCCUUCAAAUUUGUCACGGAAAUUCGAAUGUCUGAUCCAAUAAAGGUACACCA